Molecule: messenger RNA, 2451 nt
Organism: Aedes aegypti (yellow fever mosquito)
Lineage: Eukaryota; Metazoa; Arthropoda; Insecta; Diptera; Culicidae
Gene: CSN3
Product: COP9 signalosome complex subunit 3
Exons: 7
Coding region: 384-1685 (433 amino acids)
Biological process (GO): ubiquitin-dependent protein catabolic process
Cellular component (GO): COP9 signalosome
Source: RefSeq, a predicted model, not a curated record
ACUUUUCAACCUUAUUUCUUCGGCGAGAGUUGUGUUGUGUUGAGUGUUGUGCGUAACAAUAAUCCGGAAUUUGCCGAUAAAAUUGCAUCUCUCGGGUGAAUUUGGCACCGGCCGUGUGUUCACGCGUAAAAAUAGCAUCCGGCGGAGGUGUUUUCGUGCAGCGAAAGCUAUGCGAAAAUAGUUUUGGGUGUCGUUUCGUGCUCGAUUCGCAACUCGCUUCCCGUCGCUUUUCUUUCGGCUGACACAUUCCGGGAGCAGUUUUGGGUUGUGUUUGGUUUGGUAGUUCUCGUAGGUAGGAUUUUGUUGUUUCGAGAAGGGAAAGAGUUCCAGAAGGUGGUUCCUUUGUACAUCAGGGCAGUAGAUAGCGCACAUUGUGGGGAGCCAUGGCAUCACCGUUGGAACAUUACGUCAACCACGUCCGGACGAUGAGCAAUGCCGGAAACUUCCGAGAGUUGGUGGAGUAUUUGCUGGAAUCGACGGAACUGCUGGCCAAGAAUGGGAACAUUUUGGACAAUGUUUUGGAAACGUUAGACAUCCAGCAGCACUCGCUGGGGGUGCUUUUUGUGCUGGUUGUUAAAUUCAGCGAACCGAAUAACCACGACGAUACCGAGAACGUGCUACGAGUUGUUCGGGAGUUUAUAACCUUAUGCAAUGGAGAGCAGGUCCGGUUUGCUACACAGCCAUAUUUCGAGCUCUGCCACCAGUUCACGUCGGCGCUGGUCAAGAACAAACAGCACACCAUCCAAGGUAUUCAGGUGCUGUCGUUGGCCGUGGAGAAGAUCCGAAUGUGCGACAAUCAGUUGACGCCCGUCCACGCCGAUCUGUGUCAGCUAUGUCUAAGCGCCAAAGUAUUCAAUCCGGCACUGCGUUUCCUGGAUGUGGAUGUUGCCUCGAUUGCAACAACCGAAGACAGCAAUCACGACACGAAGUACUUCCUGCUCUACUACUACUACGGUGGAAUGAUCUACGCAGCGGUCAAAAAUUUCGAACGUGCCCUGUACUUCUUCGAGGUGGCCGUGUCCACACCGGCGCUGGCCAUGUCGCACAUCAUGCUAGAAUCGUACAAAAAGUACAUCCUCAUCUCGCUGAUACUGCACGGGAAGGUCGUCCCCAUUCCAAAGUACUCCUCCCAGGUUAUUUCGCGGUUUAUGAAACCGCUCAGUCACGCGUAUCAUGAUCUGUCCAGUGCGUACAAUAGCUCGAACAGCGACGAGGUGCGAAACGUGGUCAAUAAGUACAGGGAUUCGUUCAUGCGCGACACGAACAUGGGUCUGGUCAAACAGGUCAUUUCCUCGCUGUACAAGAAGAACAUCCAACGCCUGACGAAGACGUUCCUGACGUUAUCGUUAGCCGAUGUCGCCAGUCGGGUACAACUUUCAGGGCCCGCCGAAGCAGAGAAAUACAUUCUCAAUAUGAUCAAAUCGGGUGAAAUAUUUGCCUCGAUCAACCAAAAGGACGGCAUGGUGGUGUUCAAGGACGAUCCGGAAAAAUACGACAGCCCGGAUAUGUUCCACAAGGUGCAGCAGGAGAUCGGUCGUGUGAUGGAGCUGAACAAGCAGAUUAUGAAGAUGGAGGAGGAAAUCAUGCUCAACCCAGUGUACGUCAAAAAAUCGAUGGGCAAUCAAGACGAUGAAGUACUCGGUGGUCAACAUUCGAAGUCGUUCGCUGGCGACCCCACCGAAUAAUGCAACCAGCGGGUGGACUCAACCCAAACGACUGACAACCCAGGAAGCUAGCAGUAACAGUAGCAUCAGCAGAACCAGAAACUCUUUAGCAGUAGUGUAGCUAAGUAGCAAAAACCAGGACGACGUCAUCAUUAGCAGUCGCACGUGCCACAACAGCUAACUCUAUCAACGCCGUAAAAAAUGUGGUAAGCACCCUAACAAAACGAUCAAUUGCUACACCCUAACAGCUACCGCAGCCAAGAAGAAGAAAUCGAGAAUAAUUUGAAACCCAGUUAUACUGAAAAAAAAAAACUACCCCAAGUCACUCAAACAGAAAAGAAAAUUAAUGAAAAUCGCAUCGAAAAUACUGAAAAAAUAAAAAAAACUUAGUUACAAUUCAUACCUACCUACCUAAAUUUGCUGUGCAUGCGAUUUGACGAGAAAAAAGUCGUUAAAACGAUCGCUUUGUUGAAUAAACGUAAAACAAUUUGCAAAUCCGUGGCAUUACUAACGAUUGCGAGGUGGUGCGAUUUGAGGGAGUUGUUAGAAAGAUAAAAAGAUCAAGUUUGCCACCUCCUAUAAGGACCUACAAUGGAAGCGGUGGGCGAAAUCCAAUCGCCCUUCGCGAAAAGAAAAGCGAAGGAGUGCGCGUUUUGUGGUUGGAAGAGAACGAAUGUGAAACCUAUUAAUGCAAAUGAGGGCCAGUGUAGAGAAGACUCUCAGACGAUUGAAGACGAGACUGUGCGGAACGAAUUCUCUCAAUAAGAAGUAAGUAAUUGCAAGAAUA